This is a messenger RNA of Phytomonas sp. EM1, 1848 nucleotides long. The record is from the annotation of a GenBank genome assembly. NCBI's taxonomy places the organism in Eukaryota, Euglenozoa, Kinetoplastea, Trypanosomatida, Trypanosomatidae.
AUGAAGGUACGGAGUUCCACUAAAAAGGGGCCCAAAAAUAUCUCGGUAUUUCUCCGCGUCAGACCUCCCACAUCAAUUGAGAAGGGGCAUUCCUUUGACAACAUCUCAUACGAUCCUACUGACGAUCGUGUAAUCAAUAUAACACGCAAAUCUUCCGGCAACCCAAUUCAUAAAAAAUUCCUUUUUAAUCGUGUUUUCAAACCUAAAAGCUCGCAAAAAGAAGUCUAUGAUGCCUUUGCCAAGAACGCUGUUGAUGCCGCGUUUGAUGGGCUGCAUGGCGUGCUCUUUGUGUACGGCCAAACUGGGUCUGGUAAGACUUACACUAUCAGCAAUGACGAUGGUACGCCUGAGAACCUCGGUAUGCUGCAACGAGCCUUAAUGGAUGUGUGGAACCGCAUUGCGGCCGACAAAGAUCACGAGUACACAUGCAUGCUCAGCUACGUCCAGUUGCAUAAUGAAAUCUUAACAGACCUGUUAGACGAUGAUCAGGGUCGUGUGCGCAUCCAGUUGGGCAGCGAAGGGGACGGUGAUGUCGUCUUGGUAAAGGAAACUACGGGAUUGCCCAUUGAAAAAAAGGUCACGAACUACGACGCCACGAUGAAAUUGUUUGAGCUCGGUAUGAGUCGGAGAGAGAUAGCAAGCACCUCUAUGAAUAAGAUGAGUUCCCGCUCUCAUACGAUGUUUACAUUCCUUAUCAAUAAGUCAUCGCGUGUAAAACCUGUAGCUGUGAGAAGUGAGAUCGAAGCCAGUGAUGAACUAAACCCUUCGUGUGUAUCUCUGGAGGGACGUCUUAUUUUCUGCGAUCUUGCCGGUAGCGAGCGCCUCAGCAAAUCUCAAGCCGAUGGCAAGAAUCUAGUUGAGGCCACGCAUAUCAAUGGUAGUCUUUUGGUGCUUGGAAAAGUGGUGCACGCGUUAACAGAGAAAUCGCAGCAUGCUCCUUUCCGUGAAUCCAAGCUGACGCGUAUCCUGCAGUACUCGCUAAUGGGCAAUGGCAACACCUCUAUUAUAGUCAACAUCAGUCCGUCGGAUUCUAACAGUGAUGAAAGCCUAAGUGCUAUAAAUUUCGGCCAGCGCGCGAGCCAAAUCAAGCAGGAUGCGAUAAGACACGAGAUACUCGAUUACAAGGCGCUCUACCUGCAGCUUAUGGCUGAGCUCGACGCGAAGAACGACAAGACCCUCGAAAAUGCCCUGGAGGAGGAACGGAACGUGUACGAGUACCAAAUCUCAACUCUGGAGGAGCAAGUAUCGACCCUUACCGCGGAGAACAAGGUGCUUCGUGGAGAAAAUGCUGCGUUACGGUCUGGGAUGCCUCAGGAUAAGCUAAAUGCCACGUUGGCGUCUCUUGGUGAUAGGGACUGGAAGGAGGUGAUUAUGAAAACGCGCGAGAUGAUCACAAAGCGGGAUGAGACGAUCCGUUCAAUCGACGAGGAACGGAUGAAAUUGGCGCUACUCCUAUCCGUGGAGCAGCGCAAGUGCUUCAAGCUCGCUCAAAAGUUGCAGGGCACGAUGGCGCGUUAUCAGCUCACAUGUAAAGAGAUGAGCAGUCGGGUGGAUAAACUCAGCAUCGAGCUGGCAGAGGCGAAGGGAACCGAUUACUUAAGCCUGGGCGGCAACAUGCAGGAGAGCCCAUCUUCCCCGAGAAGCAAUAAUUCGGACCCUAACAGCCUAUUCGAUGGGUCAAGUGAGGAUGUCGAGAAGCUGAAUCAGAAGCUGCGGGCCUACCGCGCGGAACGGCUUGAGCUUAUUGCCUACCAGUCCAAGGCUCAGAAGGCGAUACGCUUGCUGGUGGCUGAGAAGGAGGCCUUGCAGCGGAAGUACGAAAGUGGUAAGGGUCGCGCAUCAUCCUAA